Messenger RNA from Cottoperca gobio, 2301 nucleotides. RefSeq names its product alcohol dehydrogenase 1-like. The record is from RefSeq and is a predicted model, not a curated record. Lineage: Eukaryota; Metazoa; Chordata; Actinopteri; Perciformes; Bovichtidae. Gene Ontology annotation, cellular component: cytosol. Gene Ontology annotation, molecular function: S-(hydroxymethyl)glutathione dehydrogenase [NAD(P)+] activity; alcohol dehydrogenase (NAD+) activity; zinc ion binding. The transcript has 9 exons. Gene Ontology annotation, biological process: formaldehyde catabolic process. Bases 229 to 1344 code for a protein of 371 amino acids.
CUUGUUUAUUCCACACUAGGCUCCAGAUGGGUUGCCUAGAUUUUCUUAUCUGGGAACUGUAUGAAUGGAUAACAAGUCCCUGCCGCUGAAUGUCAAAGUGUUUUAUACUUCCUCAAUAUAUGAGAACCUCGAGUCCAGGAACUCUUGUCUCCUCCUCAUUCCUGUCCUGCAUCUGCACUCCUCUCUUAACACCUCUCUCGCCUGUUUACUCUUAUUUUUGCAGCAAAAAUGGCUACAGCUGGUAAAGUCAUCAAGUGCAAGGCAGCAGUGGCCUGGGAGCCCAACAAGCCUUUGGUGAUGGAGGAGGUUGAGGUAGCCCCGCCCCAGGCCAACGAGGUCCGCAUCAAGAUUGUGGUAACUGCGGUGUGCCACACAGACCUGUAUCAGCUUUUCGACAAUACACAUGAAGACGGCUUCCCAACAGUCCUUGGCCAUGAGGCAGCUGGCAUCGUAGAGAGCGUCGGGCCUGGAGUCACUGAAUAUCAGCCAGGAGACAAGGUCAUCCCUCUGUUCAUCGCCCAGUGUAGAGAAUGUCGCUUCUGUAAGAGUCCAAGGACCAAUCAGUGUGAGAAAGCAUGGUUGGGACAACAAGACUCCAGGUUCACCUGUAAGGGGAAGACGUUGGUGCAGUUUGUGGGAACCAGUACCUUCUCCGAGUACACCGUGGUUAACCAGAUGGCUGUGGCUAAGAUCGACCCCGCUGCCCCUCUGGACAAAGUCUGUCUCCUUGGCUGUGGGAUCUGCACUGGAUAUGGAGCAGCAGUCAAUACUGCUAAGGUGGAACCGGGCUCCACAUGUGCCGUGUUCGGCCUGGGGGCUGUGGGUUUAGCUGCAGUCAUGGGCUGCAAGGAUGCAGGAGCCAAGAGGAUUAUCGCCGUUGACAUCAAUCCAGAGAAGUCUGAGAAGGCCAAGGUGUUCGGAGCGACCGACUUCGUGAACCCCAAGGAUCACAGUAAACCCAUCAGCCAAGUUCUGGCUGACAUGACUGAUGGUGGAGUGGACUUCUCCCUGGAAUGUGUCGGGAAUGUAGGAGUCAUGCGCAAUGCCUUGGAGUCUUGUGUGGUAGGGUGGGGUGUCAGCGUAAUUGUUGGCUGGACAGACUUAGAAGACUUUUCUGCCCGACCCCUUCAGCUCAUGGCCGGACGCACAUGGAAGGGCUCUGUGUUUGGAGGCUAUAAGGGUAGGGAUUCCGUGCCUCAGAUGGUUAAAGCCUACCUGGACAAGAAGGUGAAGGUGGAUGAGUUCAUCACUCACAACAUGACCUUUGACCACAUCAAUGAUGCCAUUGAACUGAUGAAGCAUGGCAAAUGCAUCCGGACGGUUCUGAGUGUUUCUCCACAAUAAGACCAGUGUGUUGCUUUUAAUGACCAAAUGUAGUUCAGUAAUUUACUACUGUAUUAUAUAAAAUCUCAGAAUACAGAUAUCUUGUAAAUAAUGCAGACUAUACAUGCCUGACUUUGAACUCAACACUAUCCAGGUGAUUACGUGCAGAUUGUGAGAGUCACCUGCAGUGUUCAUUAAGAAAAGGCGUUUCAUGUUUAGCAUAAUAAAUGGUCUAAACAGAUGGAGGCUUUCUUGUUUGUGUUGGGAUUUUGUUGUGUUGAAGUGUCAAAACUAUUAUGUUGUAUUCUCUAAUACAUUGUGUUUAGUGUGACAAGUGUUCUUGUCAGUGAAACAAAUGUCAUUGCUUUGUCUGCUACAGCAUACAUAUCUGCUCUGUAAAUCACUUGUCCAGUCUUCUCUUUCGUGAAAAAAAAAAAUCAGAAACCAGGUCAUUGUUUCAUUAUGCACCCCCUAGUUUUGCAAUAAAUUGACAGAAUAGCGUUAAGUAUCUGUCUACAUAAAUGGAGACCUUAUUACAAUACAAAUCUUGCAGAAAGCUGUAACAUUUGUUUUCUAUCAUUGGCAAAGCAGACAGUCACACUGAGCCAAACAAUCAUUCACACGGGAAAGGUGCGCUUGCUGAAGCAGCAUGUAAACUUACCCUUUGUCUCUCAUUUCUGUUGCUGUCAAUCAAACACAGAGAGCGGCCCCUCCCACCCGCUGAGAUGAAAAGGAGUAGUCAUCCACCUGACUUUUCAGUAGUAUCGGAACAAAUGGCAACAUGCAAAUUAAUGUAAAUAAAAUAGCCAAAUAAUCAAUGCAACGCUAGUUUGUGAUGAAAAAAGAAAUAUGCUAGCUGGUAGUAUACAUUCCAUAGCAACCAUCAUUCCUAAGCAACACCUGUGCAGGAAGCCAGCCUAGGGAGGGUCUAUUUUAUUGUAAACAGUAUUUUUUAAUAAAGAAAUAUUUAAAUUGUAA